Messenger RNA from Cimex lectularius (bed bug), 2039 nucleotides. Its product is annotated as homeobox protein aristaless-like. The transcript has 5 exons. The record is from RefSeq and is a predicted model, not a curated record. Gene Ontology annotation, molecular function: RNA polymerase II transcription regulatory region sequence-specific DNA binding; DNA-binding transcription factor activity, RNA polymerase II-specific. Gene Ontology annotation, biological process: regulation of transcription by RNA polymerase II. The coding region runs from base 337 to 1083 and encodes 248 amino acids. Lineage: Eukaryota; Metazoa; Arthropoda; Insecta; Hemiptera; Cimicidae.
GCCCUGAAGAUGAUCUCAAUUAAGGUCGAAACGUUGGUACUGUAAUCAAAAGGUUUUUCUAACCUAUUCACACCAGACAGCAUCUCAUAAUCUUUAAAUAACCUGUUUCCAUCGUUUUAUUCCUACUGUUCCCUAUUUUCCUUCGUACAAUUCCUACAGUCCGCUCGCCUCAAAUCGCCUCCAAUUUCAUUACUCCUUUCCAGUAGUUUUUUUAAAAUUUCCUGAGAAGUUUCCUUUCGUUUUAUUUAUGCCCGAUCGCUAAGUAGUGACAGUAACAAAGUACGCGAGUGCCACGUCCAGAACCGUUCUGCAGCCGUCACAUCGCACCGGAUAAGGAUGGAGCUUUCAAUUGGUGUUCCAGCAGCAGAUUUAUGUCCUGGCAGUGGUUACGAGCAUAUCGAGCUACGACGCGGCCACGCUAAGAAUGGAGUCAACAGUACAUCGUGUUACCCGAGCCAAAUGCGAGAUUCGUCUGCUAGCAGUCCUGAAGUAGAGUGCGACCCUGAAGUGGCGGAAAGGGGGAUGGAAGGCGGAAUGUCCGGGGUCGGACGGGAGUCGCCGAGCAGCGACCAGGAAGACUCGGCGCCCAAAAGGAAACAGAGGCGCUAUCGGACGACGUUCACCUCGUUCCAGCUGGAAGAACUGGAAAAAGCCUUCUCCCGAACUCAUUAUCCAGACGUAUUCACAAGGGAGGAGCUGGCGAUGAAGAUAGGAUUAACGGAAGCCAGGAUCCAGGUUUGGUUCCAGAACAGGAGGGCGAAAUGGCGAAAACAAGAGAAGGUCGGCCCUCAAGCCCACCCUUACAGCCCUUACGUCGGUGCCCCAGCGAUGGCCCCCUCGCUCCCCAACCCUUUCAUGGGCCUGCGGAAGCCGAUCGACUGGAGACCGCCCAUGUUCCUCCAUCGGCCGCCGCUCCUUCCGAUUUUCCCCGGACCUCCUUUUCCAAACCUGUUGAUACCGAGGCCCAAGAUGGAAAUGGAUCCGCCACCCGAGGUCGACAUGCGCACCCACUCCAUCGCCGCCCUCAGGCUCAAAGCCAGGGAACACAUGGAGCUUUUAGGCGCUUCCGAUCUCGUCAGUUAACCUGUACAUAUCCAACUUAUAAAUACCUAUAUAAAUAAACGAGAUUCUAUAUAAAUUGUAAAUAGCGGUGCCUGAGAGACAGUAAGACGAAAUAUCUCCUUCGGUCGUUAACAUAUCCGUCCUUUUAAAUUAUAGUGUUAAGACAAACAACGCUUUUAAUAGUGCCUUUACUCAAGAAAAAUUGACAAAUUUACUGCUUAAGGCUGAUUUACAAAUCUGCCAUUUUUACACGAUAGUCGGUUCUACUUUUUGUUUAACUAAUGCGAUCUUCACUGGAACUUCACUUACCGAAGUGGUAACCGUUUGCCCAGUUCCAGCCAAAUUUCGAGACCGAAAAGAAUGGACUAUCACCUAAUAACGUAACAUUCAAAAUCGAUAGUUUGAAAACAUCAUAUUUACAAUCCUUUUCAAUAUAACUAAGCACUGCUGGAAAUAUUGCUGAUAUUUCUUCUACUGGGAAUAAUUUAUGUUUCGAGUUGAAUGUUUGUAUGCUUUAAAAGAUGAAAGUUUUGUAGUUUUGUUUCUAACAUAGGACACGGUGUAUAUACAAAAAAGCGCUUGUAAAUCAGCCUUAACUGAGAAAUUUGACAUAUUGGUGGCUUACAAAGCCCUCUACUCUCUUUUAAAGAGAAAUAUUAUUUAUAUAUUGCUAUCGUCGAAGAUAUUUCUUCAAGACAAAUUGGUGUCUUUCUUCUUGUAAAUAAAUAUUAAUUACAACAAAUGAUAUGCCUUCAUAGCUUAUUUCACUAUAUUUAUUAAGUAGUUUCAACUUGUGCAAUUUCAACAACAAUGCAAAAUAUAAAUAUGCAAUAGAUUUACAAUUUUUUGUGAUAGUAAUCUAUAAAAAGUUAUAUACAUAUAUAUGUCGAUUAUGUGGGUUAAACAUUCCGUCCAAUUACAUGACUUAUGUAUUUUGUAUUAAUUUUAUAUAAUAUACUUUUAUUUGUUCUAGUUAA